Pocillopora verrucosa is the source of this 1011-nucleotide messenger RNA. The record is from RefSeq and is a predicted model, not a curated record. Lineage: Eukaryota; Metazoa; Cnidaria; Anthozoa; Scleractinia; Pocilloporidae.
AUGCCCAGUAUCGCCACUGAUGCGACAUCACAAAGCUUCGCGAUAUGUUUAUUCGUUCAAGCUCUCAGAGUCCCAGUUCCAAAGUUUGAUGGCGGAGUUGUCCAUUUGCAAGGAUCUCUUUCACUCAUCCUUGACUUGGCAGUUAGUGUUCCCGCAAAAAAUUAUACCGUGAAAAAUGUCGCAAGAGGUCUUGUUGACAAGUUGACUGAGAAAUUCGCAGGAGAAAUCGCUCAGAACACUGAUGGUUAUGAUCUGCUCAAGCUCCAUGAGGACCUACUCUUGACUGCGGAGAAUGACAGAGCAAGCAUGUUCAGAGAAGCAUUGAAUCUGAUCUUCGAAAGAUCAAAAACUGAAGGAGUGUCUUACAACUGUCAUUCUAAAGGACAUGAAGAUGAAUUUGAAAUGAAAGGAAGUGUCAAUGGAGAUUACUUUGGGAUUGAAGGAGAAGGGAAAGGACUGCCUUACGAAGGAAUACAGAGGUCGACUUUCUGAGUCACCAAGGGAGGACCCCUCCCAUUUUCCUUUGGCAUACUGUCGUCAGCGUUCAAAUAUGGAAACAGAUGCUUCACUAAAUACUCUGCCGACAUGCCCGACUAUUUCAAGCAAGCAUUUCCAGCUGGAAUGUCGUAUGAAAGGACAUUUACACUCGAGGAUGGAGGUGUUGCCACAGCCAGUGGACAUAUCUGUCCUGAGGGCAAUUUUUUUAAUCACAUAUCCAUGUUUCAUGGCGUAAAAUUUCCCGCCGACGGACCCAUAAUGAGAAAGAGGACAAUUGGCUGGGACCCGUCCUUUGAGAAAAUUACCGCCUCUAACAACCUUUUGAGAGGUGAUGUGACUAUGCUCCUACUACUCAAAGGAGGUGGUUAUCACAGGUGCUAAUUUCACACUGCUUUCAAAAAAGUAUUUUGUAUCUGCAACAGCUUCAAACGGUUGAAUAUCAUUCCCUUGGAACAUUUGGAUCGCAUCUUCUGUGUUUUACGGGAUAAAAGCGAUCAACCAAAAAAACAUUGA